Molecule: messenger RNA, 1399 nt
Organism: Rhipicephalus microplus (southern cattle tick)
Lineage: Eukaryota; Metazoa; Arthropoda; Arachnida; Ixodida; Ixodidae
Gene: AdamTS-A
Product: ADAM metallopeptidase with thrombospondin type 1 motif A
Biological process (GO): proteolysis; extracellular matrix organization
Cellular component (GO): extracellular matrix
Molecular function (GO): metalloendopeptidase activity; zinc ion binding
Source: RefSeq, a predicted model, not a curated record
CCGAGGUGCUGGAGUUCUUCGGCGGGCAGCACUUCACUACGAGUUGAGGUACCCCGAGGAGCGGUGUGGCGCGUGCCCGCGAAGCGACUUCAAUGCCGGCGGCGGGGACGGCAGUGUCUGAGUGCCAAUGAAUGCAUCUUACCUGGUGCUUUCCGCGCAAUCCGAGUGACCCGCAACGUGCUCGUGUCUGCGACCCUGUUUUUUUUUCACGUGCGUAAAGCGCCUUCCGAGCUUCUUCAGAGGCGUCGCACCUGGGCCCGCCGCCAGCUAUCAUCAUCGCCGGGUCGUCCCAACGUCGUCUGCAUCGGUUAGGGCUUUUGAGAUCAGCUGUGUGCCUGUGCCCCCCAAAAAACUGCGGCGACCAUGUGGUCCGUCGCCGGUGUGAGCGUGAACGCAGUGCUUCUGUUUAGGUGCCGUGCCGCCUGAAACGCGGUUGCCGUGGAUUUCCAGCGGCAGUUGUGGCGGCGGCGAGAUGUUGUCGCGGCGGGUCGGCAUGUCGCUGACCGCACUGCUUUUCGUCUGCUUUCUGGCCUUCUGCGGCUGGCCCGGUCCGGCGGUGUUCGCCGAGCAACGUCUGCUGUCAGGCUCCUCCUUGCCGCGAACGCGGCCAGUGUUUCCCGAGCCUCUGGACUACCCGCGACCGUCCCCCGCGUCCAGGACAAGGCGGCAUGGCAGUUCCACAGCGGCCAGCCACUGGCAGCACGCUUACUCCGCAUUCUCCUCCUCCGCUGCACCUUCCUCUCAACCUCUCUCUUCACGAUCAUCAUCAUUACGUCCUCUCCGGACGACGACGCCGUCCAACGCGUCUUCUUCGCCUUACCGGUGGCGGCGUUCCUCGUGGCCCUCUGCCGGGUCUUCGCGGAGGCCGUCUCGCGCCGGAGGGCGCAGGCACCACGACGGUUCCGUGCUGUGGCGUGUCGAACACGGGCUCACGUUGCGCCUCUGGAGGGACUCGAGCCACGUGUCGCCGAGACUUCUGGCGCUGCGGUACCGCGACGCUCCCGGAGGUCAGGACGCACGGGACCUGGUGCCCAUGAGCGACGAGGACGCCGAGAACGAGGCCGACGGCGCGGACGACGUCAGGAACUGCUUCUACUCGGGUGACGUGGUCGGCGAGCCCGGCUCUAAGGCGGUCGUCUCCCUCUGCCACGGAAUGACUGGCUACAUCUACUCACCUUCGAGGGGCAUGUUCACCAUCGAGCCCGUCAGUGGCGGCGAGGACCAGGACCAGCGUGGCGCGCACGUGCUCAGGCAUCACCGGGCUGGCCAAUCACAGGCCGGUAACAGCACGCAGAGCUCAUCCGUCAAUUUCAUGGGUCGAGAGGAGAGCUACCAAGACAAAGCCGACGGGAGCGAAGGGGGUCUCACCCGCAUCAUUCCCACGGUGCCCUUCGUGUGA